Molecule: messenger RNA, 660 nt
Organism: Closterium sp. Naga37s-1
Lineage: Eukaryota; Viridiplantae; Streptophyta; Zygnematophyceae; Desmidiales; Closteriaceae
Source: the annotation of a GenBank genome assembly
AUGCCAACGGAAAAAGGGACAUUGCGCUACCCCCCCCAUCCCCCCCUCCUCCCCCACCCCCGCAUCGCCUCCCCAUUGCCACCCGUCCUUUACAUAUCACCCACGCGUCGCGUCCCAGUUCCCUUCCCAUCGCCUUCUCAUCCCCAUCCCCUCGCCUCCCCGUCCCAAUCUCGUCGCUUCCCGUCCCGUCCUCGCCUCCUCCCAUCCCCUCCCUGUCACUUCCCCUCCUUAUCGCCUCUCUGUCCCCAUCCUGUCGCCUUCCCGUCCCCUUCUCGUCACCUCCCCGUCCCCUUCCGGUCACCUCUCAAUUCCCUUCCCGUUGCCUCCCCAUCCUCAUCGCGUCGCCUCCCUCUCCCCAUCCCGUCGCCCCCUCGUCCCCUCCCCGCCUUCUUCCCGUCCCCUCCCCAUCACUUCCCCCUCGCAUCGCGUCCCCGUCCCCAUCCCUUCGCCUUUGAGUCCCCUUCCCUUUGCCUGCCCGUCCCCAUCCUGUUGCCUCCCCGUCCCCUACCCACCACCUUCUUGUCCCCUCCCCAUCACUUCCCCAUUCCACCACCUCCCCAUCUCCCCCCUCGUCCCAACCUACCACCAGCCGCCAUACCUUCAACCCGUACCCAAGCCACGCACCUUGGAACCUCCCAGUACCACAUUCAACCUCACUAA